CUAACGAUGAUGCCAGAAGAUGGCGGACGUGCGCAAGAAUUCGUUGACCUGCACGAUCAGGUUCAAGCCAGCGUGAACUUGCUUGAUUCUCUGGAGCAAUUUCUUUCCACGUUCCAGAAAGAUCUGUCUGCAGUCUCCGGGCAAAUAUCUACGCUGCAGGAUCGCAGUCGAGACAUUGAGAAUAGGUUGAAGAGUCGCAAAAGGAUUGAGAAGCCGCUCUCAAGUCUGCUUGUUGACUUAUGCAUUCCACCGCAAGUGACGACACUGAUCCUGGACACGCCUGUUGGCGAGCCCUGGAUUUCUGCAAUUGGCGAGUUUGAGCGCAAGUUGGACGCCCUGAAGAUCAGGUCGAGAGUCAAGGCUGCCAGAGAUCUCGCUGAAGUAGCGGAAGGACUCCGGAUUGUCGCAGCCACCAAAUUACGCACAUUUUUCCUCUCUCUCCUACAACCUAUACGAGCCAGCAUGACCACGAACAUGCAAGUUUUGCAGACGUCUGUAUUCAUGAAAUAUAGGCCCCUCUUCGUCUUCCUCCAGCGGCAUGCUACUAGCGUAGCGAGCGAAGUACAAAGAGCUUACGUUGGUUCUGCGCGUACCUAUUAUGAAACUGGAUUCCGGCGGUAUAUACGUAGUCUAGGAUACCUCAAGGCGAGAAUAGUCGAGAAGACAGAACCGAUUGCUUCAAAUGUUGGUGAAGAUCCGGAAGAUAUGGAAACCCAAGUUGAUAGGCUUGCAUAUGCUCGGAUAGAUGGGCCAGGAGUCGCUCUUACGUACUUGGCCGAGGACAAGACAUAUCAAGAGCCCAUCGAAGCGUUGCUGCGCUCGAUGCUACUGGUCCUCAUGGACAACGCGACCGCAGAGUUCACUUUCGUCAACAACUUUUUCGCACAGGAACAUGGGCAUACCAUGCAUUCCAAGCAGUCGAGUGUUUCCUUGCAGUCUCCCACGUCACUCCUGUUUCCAAUGGCCGGUGACUACGAUGACACCUUGUCUAACGCGGACUCCGAGCUCAACCUCACCCCUCUUCAACGCGUCAAUAGCAUCGCCAGCGUGAUGUCGGCCGCUGCAGGAGAUAGCUCUACGAAGGAAGACGAAGCUGCAUUGCAUGCUAUCUGGAAGCAGAUCAUGGAUCCGGUGCUGGAGUAUUGUCAGACAUUCAUCAACUCUAUCCUCGAGCCAGCGCCACCUGUCAUCCCACUGCUCACAAUGAUCCGUAUGACAGAAGACGUCAUGAAAGAAGUCCAGAAGCGAAACUGCAGCCCACUCGAAACUUUCAUCUUCACGAUCCGGCUGCAGAUGUGGCCCGUCUUCCAGAAGUUGAUGGCCGAGCACAUCGAUUCUGUGAAGAAGCUGGCGGACGGAGCGACGUCCGGAUACUUCCGUAGAGGUGUCGUUACGACCGAUACCGCCGUAUCCAACAUCUGCCGCCGUUAUGCUGUGACUUUCAAUUCUUUCAUAGCGUUAACCGAACAGCCGGAAGAGACAAUGAUCUUUUCAAACCUACUGCGGCUGCGGCAAGAGCUCACCAAGCUCAUUGCCACCCACACGGACAAGAUGGGUGAUGCUGUCCGGAAAGCUUCAUCACAGUCAACAUUGUACGAAGUGCUGCUGCAGGGACUGAGUCGCGGCCCCACGAGUCACCCAAAGGCACAAAGUGAGAUAGCUUAUUGGCGAGGAAGAGAGGAGGAGGCGCGGAGACGCGUCGCCUCUACGCACAGGCAACGAUAGGCCCUCAGAUAAUACUCGUUACGAUGGGAAAUAUAACGAGUAUUAUAAACUGUGACCUAAUGGUAGGGUGUCACUGAUACAGCUGCAUAGAUACAUGGAUAUGGAU
This is a messenger RNA of Laetiporus sulphureus 93-53, 1831 nucleotides long. Its product is annotated as Vps52-domain-containing protein. The transcript has 10 exons. The record is from RefSeq and is a predicted model, not a curated record. Gene Ontology annotation, cellular component: GARP complex. Gene Ontology annotation, molecular function: syntaxin binding. Gene Ontology annotation, biological process: endocytic recycling; retrograde transport, endosome to Golgi; Golgi to vacuole transport. NCBI's taxonomy places the organism in Eukaryota, Fungi, Basidiomycota, Agaricomycetes, Polyporales, Laetiporaceae. Bases 7 to 1725 code for a protein of 572 amino acids.